Molecule: messenger RNA, 847 nt
Organism: Salvelinus sp. IW2-2015
Lineage: Eukaryota; Metazoa; Chordata; Actinopteri; Salmoniformes; Salmonidae
Product: macoilin
Biological process (GO): neuronal signal transduction
Cellular component (GO): rough endoplasmic reticulum membrane
Source: RefSeq, a predicted model, not a curated record
UCGUGGCGUGUGAUGAGAAGGGGGAGGGGCCCACGAUACAUGAUUUUGAUUUCUUUCUUUGUUUCAUGACCAGAAAACAACAAUGGUGUAUAUUUGUAGAAAUGUCCAUAUCUGAUCGUUCGCCUGACAUUUUCGUUAUAAUUACCGGACUCGUAUCAGAACCGAAUCCACAGGAGGUAGGAUGAAGCGGCGCAAUGCGGACUGCAGCAAGCUCCGACGGCCGUUAAAACGGAACCGAAUCACCGAGGGUAUAUAUAGCAGUACGUUCCUGUAUCUGAAGUUUCUGGUGGUGUGGGUGCUGGUGCUGCUGGCAGACUUUGUGUUGGAGUUCAGGUUUGAGUACCUGUGGCCCUUCUGGCUCUUCAUACGCAGUGUCUAUGACUCGUUCAGAUACCAGGGGCUGGCUUUCUCCGUGUUCUUUGUGUGUGUGGCGUUUACGUCUGACAUCAUCUGCCUCCUCUUUAUCCCUGUCCAAUGGCUGUUUUUCGCUGCCAGCACCUACGUCUGGGUCCAGUAYGUCUGGCACACAGAGAGAGGAGUGUGUCUACCCACCGUGUCGCUAUGGAUACUGUUUGUGUACAUGGAAGCUGCCAUCCGCUUCAAGGACCUGAAGAACUUCCAUGUGGACCUGUGUCGGCCCUUCGCUGCUCACUGUAUUGGCUACCCCGUGGUGACUCUGGGCUUUGGCUUUAAGAGCUACGUCAGCUACAAGAUGAGACUGAGGAAACAGAAAGAGGUGCAGAAGGAGAAUGAGUUCUACAUGCAGCUCCUACAACAGGCUCUGCCCCCAGAGCAACAGAUGCUACAGAGACAGGAGAGAGAGGCGGAGGAGGGUGAGUAGGGACCU